Molecule: messenger RNA, 1180 nt
Organism: Rosa chinensis
Lineage: Eukaryota; Viridiplantae; Streptophyta; Magnoliopsida; Rosales; Rosaceae
Exons: 3
Coding region: 265-1170 (301 amino acids)
Source: RefSeq, a predicted model, not a curated record
UAUGUCAUUAGUGAUAACUGAGAUCCCCUCAACUCUCGCCGCAAUGAGUCGGCGUCGGACUGCGAGUUAUACCCAGCUCCCACUGCUCCCAAAGGUAAAAAAGGGAAAACAAAGCCCAUAUGAUUUAUCGGAGGACGAGCUCCGUCAGAUAUACACAUUGGUUCCGGACGCGGGUAUGGUUCCCUGUGCUCUUAGGUUCCUUCAAGUUUGUCUACUUGGCUUGGUCCUCUUAACAAGAAUAAAAAAUGGUUUUAAGGUUUCCUAAUGGGUAAAAACGAGAGGGAUCAGACCAAAAUGGAAGAGGAUAAGUAUGAUGAAGACAGCGUCAAAGCAAAUUUUUCUGAGCUGCCAGGUUAUGAAGACACGAGUAUGGUACCAAGAUCAUCUUCAGAUUUCUCAGAGCACCAGCUGCGUCAGCUCUUCGACUUGGAUCCGGCACCUGGUCCUGAUGACAUGUUAGAAGAUAAGGAACCUAUAAAAUGGUUUGAGGUGGUUUGUAAGGUGUGUGGUUAUGUUGUGGGUGGCCUCCAGGAGGGUUCUAGCUUGCAGGAUUGUCGUGCCACCCAUGUACAUGCAUCAUGCCACCGCGAUUUUUUGCUUAAACUUCCUACAGGUAUUAAUCAAUGUCAUGAAGACACCAUGAGUAUGGCACCAAGACCAUCAUAUCACUCAGAGGCGGAGCUCCUUCGGAUCUACUUGGUGGAUUCAUACACUACUGGACAUAGGAGGUCUGCGGCUCCUCCUAGUGAGGAGCCUGUAGUGGUAUGGUAUGCAGUGAUUUGUAAGGUCUGUAAGAAGGAUGUAUAUACCACCAAGGAUUAUCCUAGCUUGCAGGAUAAUCCUUGGUUGCAAAAACAUGCUUUGAUGCACAGUGAGUACUUGUCAAUGGAUGGCCCUACAGUACCAGAUAUAGAUCUUGAAGCUUACAAGAACAAGCUGCCGAAAGGGUAUGAUGGAGGCUUUAACUUGGAUAAAGAUGAUGCAUCUCUGCAGGAGGGAUUUGUAAAGAUUUGUUGGAGGUGUCUGUCUGAAAAUUGUAGCAGGGGUCCGCACAGAUAUGUUAUGAUGGAUUGUGUCGACUGUAAUGAAUCUCGUACCCACCUGUCUUGGAAUUGUCCUACAGAAAAUUGGGAAUCUGGACAGCCUACACCGUGCAACCGCUCGGACUGAAAUGAAGGAA